Colletotrichum paranaense is the source of this 429-nucleotide messenger RNA. RefSeq lists its product as uncharacterized. The transcript has a single exon. The annotation marks the transcript as partial. The record is from RefSeq and is a predicted model, not a curated record. Lineage: Eukaryota; Fungi; Ascomycota; Sordariomycetes; Glomerellales; Glomerellaceae.
GGGAUCCCCUGCUGGCGCCAGCCAUCCGCCGUCUCUUUUCGUCUGCUGGCUGACGAUCUUUGCUCUGUUCCUGCUUCGCUCGCUGCGGUCCCUCACAUCCUCUCCCCGGUCACCGUGACCCUUCGUGCAGUUUCCGAGAGAAAACCACACAAACCUCGCGACAUCCCCGGAUGCCUCCAGCAAAUCCAGAAUUGUCCAGACCAGCCUAACCAGGCCAACUCACCGUUUCUCCGCCCGCAACGGCACCAAACCCGUCCAUGCCUCCUCCGCCGGGCACAGCCACCGGUAACCACCUGGUCUGCUGGCGUGACUCGCGACGGGGAUGCCACUGGAGCGGCGCCGUUCACCUGGCGCCAGAACGGUACCUUAUCCUUACGAGGUGGCACGGGUGGGAGGCUCUCCGCAAUAAUCCCCCAGUCUUGCCAAUGA